AUGAAGAAGAAAAAGGGAAAGUGUGUAACUACUAAACAACUGGGGGCAUCAUCACUGAAUUUGAGAAAUGGAGCAGUCUUCAGGUCAGCUGUAGCUGUCAUUUCCCUAUCAAUGGCUACUGGAACCAACAGAGGCAGGAGAGUGUUGUUGGACACUGAAGCUUCAGUCCAAAUUGGCAAAGCUCUUGGUCUUGAUUGUAAAGGGAAAGCUGAACAACAAACUGCACCGACACAGGUGGAACAAAAAAGGUUUUGGGAUUCUGAGAGAAUUAGGAAAGCUAAAGCCUAUGAGGGGACCAAAAGUGUUGUGGGCACAAGGACAGAAGAGGCUGCGAGCAUGUGGGCUGAAGCUGUGACUCAGUCAACGAAAUUUGGAACAAACUUGAAGUUACUUAUGAAGGAACCAACCAAAUUUACUAAAAUUGUAAAUUCUUUGAAAUCGCUUGGUAAAAGUUACACUAACAAUGAGUUGGUGAGAGAAAUUCUUAAGUGUGUACCAAAGAAUUGGGAAGUAAAGGUCACUGCCAUUAUAGAAGCAAAGAACCUCACUACUCUUGGAUUAGAUGAGCUCAUGGGUUUUCUUAUGACUCGUGAAAUCAUUAUGAAAGGAUAUGAGAAUGAUGAGGAUAAAAAGAAGAAUGGAAUUGCAUUCAAAGCCUCAUCUCAUGAAGAAGAAGAUACAAACUCUAGUGAGGAUGAUGAGUUUUCUAUGUUUGCUAGAAAGUUCAAGAGGCUUUUCAAAAAGAACAACCAUGGAAAAAGAAGACCAUUCAAGAUAGACUUUAACAUAGAGGAUAUCCCAAAGAAAGAACCCAUUAUUUGUUAUGAAUUCCAGCAUUUUGGACAUAUCAAAGUUGAUUGUCCAAAAUUGAAGAAACAUGAAAAAGACCACAAAAUGAACAAGAAGGCCAUGAUAGCAGCUUGGGGACAAAGUGAUGAUAGCUCUAGCGAUGAAGCUGAAAAUGAUGAAGUAGCCAACCUUUGUCUAAUGGCUCUUGGAGAUGAAGAAACCACUCAAAAUAAGGUAACUUUUGACUAUGAAGAACUUGAAAGUGCUUUCAAAGAGCUGCAUGAUGAGUUUAGAAAAGUAUGUGCCAAAAAUAAUGUGGUAAAGAAAUUAGCCACCUCUUUAUCUAAUAAUGUGGAUGAAUUAAAGAAAGAGAACAUUGUCCUAAAAAAUGAUUUUAUCAAUGUCACUAAUGAGAAAAAUGUUUUGAAAAGCAGUGUUGAUGAUUUGAACAAAACUCUUGGAAAUUUUGUAAAAUGA
Camellia sinensis is the source of this 1266-nucleotide messenger RNA. The record is from RefSeq and is a predicted model, not a curated record. Lineage: Eukaryota; Viridiplantae; Streptophyta; Magnoliopsida; Ericales; Theaceae.